Seminavis robusta is the source of this 315-nucleotide messenger RNA. The record is from the annotation of a GenBank genome assembly. Lineage: Eukaryota; Bacillariophyta; Bacillariophyceae; Naviculales; Naviculaceae.
AUGAAACUGGGAAUACAACCGUGUACAUGGAGUACCAGGCUCUACGUGUUACCCUGUCUUUCCUUAUGUUUGUGGGUGUUUCUACCUUUCUCGACCUUCCAACCUGCUCGCUCACUGGAACAUCGAUACUGGUAUAAACGAAGGACGGAAUCCUGCAUACAAGCUGGAACGGAAUCUUUAAGUCAACGGAAUCUCGAUUUCGCUCCAAGAAGAAGAAGAAGUCAAUCCAAGCAAAAGAUCGCAAGUCGCUCGAAACUCGCAAAGUCCUGGGAACGAAGUCCACGAACGGCAAAGACAAACUCGCUCAGAUCAUAA